Molecule: messenger RNA, 933 nt
Organism: Aureobasidium namibiae CBS 147.97
Lineage: Eukaryota; Fungi; Ascomycota; Dothideomycetes; Dothideales; Saccotheciaceae
Product: Aldo/keto reductase
Exons: 1
Coding region: 1-933 (310 amino acids)
Source: RefSeq, a predicted model, not a curated record
AUGGGCUCUUCUGUGGCUUCUGGAUCUGUUCACAUGUCCCAACCAGAGCAGCUGCGUGCCAUCUUGACUUUGCUUGGCAGACACGGUAUUCGUGAGCUCGACACAGCUCGAGUGUACAACAAUGGACAGAGCGAGCAGCAUCUUGGUGCAACCAGAGAAACCGUGGAAGCCUGUAACCUGACCGUGGCGACAAAGGCGCCUGGAUUUGUGCCGGGAUCGCUGUCCUACGACAACAUCAUCCGGGCUUGUAACGACUCGCUCGCUGCGACAAAGCAACAAAAAUUCGAUCUGUACUACUUCCAUGGUCCGGAUCGUCAAACACCACUGGACGAGUCAUGCCGAGCUAUGAACCAGCUCCAUUCCGAGGGCAAAUUUGAUCGCUUUGGUAUCAGCAACUUUCGCGCAGACGAGGUUCAUCAGAUAGUGGACAUCUGCCACAAGAAUAGUUGGGUCAGCCCUUCGGUAUACCAGGGCGUGUACAACCCUCUUCUUCGUGCUAUGGAGCCAGCACUACUGCCUGUCUUGCGAGGCUACGGCAUAGCGUUUUAUGCUUAUAGUCCACUUGGCGGAGGCUUCUUCUCGCGCCCAAUGGAACAGCUUCGUAUGCCUCCCGCAGGCGGUCGCAUGGACCAGAUGAAAGUAUUCCAAACCAUUUACGUCAACGACAUGUCUUUGGAGUUGUUGCAGAGACUGACAGAUACCUGCGACAAGGCUGGUGUCACUGUGCGUGAAGCAGCACUUCGAUGGCUGAUGCACCAUUCUUCGUUGGGUGAAGCGGACGGUAUCAUCCUCGGCGCGUCAAGUGAAGCGCAGAUGGAGCAGAACUUGGCAGCAUGUGAGGGCGCUGCGCUCCCGGACUCGGUUGUCGAGUGUUUUGCGGAAGUCAGCCGUCAGUACAGAGCUGCGGGAAAAGAUGAGAUGUACUGCGUCUGA